ACCUUGUUAACACUGCCUACACAUAGGAAAGCUUGAACUGAAACUCAUAACACUGAACAGGACUGUAGUGAAAGAUGUUAACAAGGUAUUUUCUAGUGGUACUGUGUGUGGCAUCAAUCUUUGCAGAGGUACAAGAUGAGAAGACCGCUUGCAAGACAGACGAUGGGAAGGAACUGAAAGUCAACGAGCAAUAUGAUAAACCCGGAGCAUGUUAUGCCAACAUCUGCAAAGAAGACGGGACUUUCGCGGUUGGAGCGUGUGGGAUCAUAGGGCUACCUCAAGGUUGGGCCACUACACCAGUAGACCCGACUAAAGGAUUUCCUGCAUGUUGCGCCAAACCUGUCCCACCCCUGGAAAUCAUACCUGAUGUCUUAGACAAGUUUGAUCUUGCCAACCAGAUGAACCAAUUGGAGAUCUCCUAUGGAGACAACAUCACCGUCAACAUGGGCAACAAGCUGACCCCGACCCAGGUCAAGGGUCAACCCUCAGUCAACUACACUUCCUGGGCUGACCCUCAGGGGUUCUACCUCCUGGCCAUGGUCGAUCCUGACGCGCCCAGCGUGAUCAACCCUGAAGCACGGGAGUUCCUGCACUGGCUGGUCGGUAACAUCCAGGGAACCGACUUAUCCUCAGGAGAUGUCAUUGCUGAAUACAUCGGUUCUGGUCCUCCCAAAGACUCGGGAUUCCACAGAUACGUCUUCCUCGUCUACCAGCAGCCUGAGAAGAUCAUCUUCGAAGAGCCGAGAGUCAAUAAAACCACGAUUAUGUUCAGAAGGAAGUUCUCCAUCCGUAAGUUUGCCGAGAAGUACACACUGGGCGAUCCGAAGGCUUUGAAUGUUUACCAAGCUGAGUAUGACGAUUAUGUUCCCAUUCUUCAUGCACAGUUUGGACUGAAGAAAGACAACUAGUCUAGGUUAAUUUGGAUUGUUGGUGUUGUAGUGGUUAUAAUAAAAGCGUUUAUUAAACGUGAGAUUUAUUGUUCCUGA
This is a messenger RNA of Macrosteles quadrilineatus (aster leafhopper), 986 nucleotides long. RefSeq names its product protein D1-like. NCBI's taxonomy places the organism in Eukaryota, Metazoa, Arthropoda, Insecta, Hemiptera, Cicadellidae. The record is from RefSeq and is a predicted model, not a curated record. The transcript has 3 exons. Bases 75 to 908 code for a protein of 277 amino acids.